Racocetra persica is the source of this 303-nucleotide messenger RNA. The record is from the annotation of a GenBank genome assembly. Lineage: Eukaryota; Fungi; Glomeromycota; Glomeromycetes; Diversisporales; Gigasporaceae.
AUGCCUAAAAACUCAAAACAAAAUAGUCAAAUAAAUCAAAUUCUCCUUAAAAAUUCUCUUAUUAAUUGUUAUCCUUGUCUUGAAGAAUAUUUAGAAGUGAUUGAAAUUUUAAGAAAUAUUCAAAAAGAUCAAGCUACUCAAAUUGAUGAUAUUAAAAAUAAAAUGCCUAUAAAUAGAAAAAAUUCUAACUAUGAACAUGCUUCUGAAUGGUUAAAAACUCUUAAUGGAAUUACUACUGGUAUUAAUAUGAGUUUAAAAAAUUAUAAUGAUUUAGAAACUAAAUUUAAAAAUGAAAAUAUUGAA